Spinacia oleracea (spinach) is the source of this 837-nucleotide messenger RNA. RefSeq names its product protein FAR-RED IMPAIRED RESPONSE 1-like. NCBI's taxonomy places the organism in Eukaryota, Viridiplantae, Streptophyta, Magnoliopsida, Caryophyllales, Amaranthaceae. The transcript has a single exon. The coding region runs from base 1 to 837 and encodes 278 amino acids. The record is from RefSeq and is a predicted model, not a curated record.
AUGGAUAACAUAGAAGAGCAUCCUAGGUUACCCAUAGACCUGAAUGAAAGUGGUGAAACAGAAGAAUUAGAUAAACCUAGGGUAGGGAUGAGCUUUGUAUCAGGAGUCGACUUUAGUAGAUUUUGUCAUGAAUAUUCUUACAGGGAAGGUUUCGAGCUUUUUAUAAAAAAUAGUGACUUGCUGAAAGAGUUUAAGGCUAAGGGGGUUUGUAGAAGUGGUGUAGGAGAAAAAGAGCCGAAGGCAGAUAUGACGAAACGUAUCAAGUUCCAAUGUAAGAGGGGGGAUCUGGCAAAAACGGAAGGUUGUAAUGCCACUAGUUGCAAAAUGUUUGUUUAUGGGGUUUUGAGGGGAGGAAAUUAUGAGAUAACGAGGUGUCAGCUGGCGCAUAACCAUGAACUCAAUCCUUCGUGUAGUAAUUUAAUGGUUAACUAUAGAAGUAUUGAUCAAGGAACGUUUGAGAGAGCGAUCAUCAAUGAUAACGCGGGAAUUAGCAUAAAUAGGAACUUCAGUGCACAGGUUCUUGAGCGUGGUGGGUUUGAUAAUAUGACUUUCAACAAUCGAGAUCUGAGGAAUGCAAUUAAUUUAGAUCGACGUAUGUCAAGGUGUAUGGGAGAUGCAAGGGCACUAAAAGAUUACUUCAAGAAGCAACAUGAACUGAAUAAUGAAUUUUAUAGUUGUCUUAAAGUUGGUGAAGAUGGGACGUUGUUGAAUGCUUUCUGGUAUGAUGCCCGGAGCAGAGAUUCCUAUAAAUACUUUGGAGAUGUAAUAACAUUCGACACAACCUUCUCUGUGAAUAGGUGUUAUUCUAAAUUCACUUCUGCUAACCAAGUAACGUGA